Molecule: messenger RNA, 9887 nt
Organism: Leptopilina boulardi
Lineage: Eukaryota; Metazoa; Arthropoda; Insecta; Hymenoptera; Figitidae
Exons: 14
Coding region: 2117-2710 (197 amino acids)
Source: RefSeq, a predicted model, not a curated record
AAAUUUACAUUACUUUAUAUGGAGUUUUAUUUGUCUCUCUAGAAAAAAAAAAAAAAUGCGGAUGUGAAUUUCACUACGCGAGAGUAAAUUCUAAAGGGGCGAUGAUCAGGAUUACAGACUUAAAACCUAAUUGAUGCUUUAUGACGGAAAUUCCAGUACAAGAAUACGGCACUGGAUUAUGUGACGCCAGCUUUUAUGGCGGUGGAUUUUGGAACUAAAACGUGGCUACAAAAUGGAGGCAAGGAACAGUCUGUGUUAGUGUACAGUUCGGUGAUUCUUUUUUCGUCACGUGAUCUCGGUUUGAAGUUAUAACCACGUGGUCUCGGGAGUGUCGAAUUUUCUUCAAACCGCGUUCGUUUCUUAAUCCAGUAUUUAACCUAGUAAUUUAUCGAAAGUAUUAAAAAUUUUUCUUUCCACCACGUGGUCUCGGGAGUGUCGAAUUUUCUUUAAACCGCCUUUGUUCUUUAACCCAGUAUUUAAUUUAGUAAUUUCAAAAUUUUUUUUUAUUCCUUUCCACCACGUGGUCGCGGUAGUGUCGAAUUUUUUUUAAAUCACGUUCGUUUCUUAACUCAGUAUUUAACCUAUUAAUUUAAAAAGUAUUAAAAUUUUUUCUUUCCACCACGUGGUCUCGGGAGUGUCGAAUUUUCUUUAAAUCGCGUUCGUCCCUUAAUCCAGUAUUUAAAAUAGUUUUUUAGCAUCGUAUUUUCGGGAGUGAUCGAUAUUCUUGAAAUCGCGAGUGAGUGUUUUUUUUUCUUCAAUCUGGAAAACAACGUUCAUGAACAUCACUGGAAUGGAGGUCGAGCAUUUAUUUUUACAACAGUGCAGUAGAAGUGGAAUUCCGUGCUUUUAAUGGAGAAACGCUGCAUCGCAUAGUACAAGAUUUUCCUUCAUCUCUCAUGUCAUUCAUUGUUCAGCAUUUGGAUUACGAUGAAUAUUAUGUCGAAUAUAAAAAUCAGCAUCAUGAAGCAUAUCGUAAAUUCAAUGAUUUCGUUAAAAUUCGAAAAAGGGAACAAAUUUCUACAUCGAAGUGAUUCUAUAUUACGUCCACUGGCACUUAUGCUUUUCACUGUAUACACCUGACGUCAUUCCUUUGGGUGUGCCGCUCACGAUGACUCGAUCUCCCACCCUCAACUGCAACGCAACCAAUUUCUAUCCCAGCUUUCCUCAUUUGAUGGACUAUUUGGCAGAAAAUCAAGCUUUCGGUAAAUGAGAAAUUUAAGUCAUUAAAACUCGGUCUCCUUGUAAGGAUUAUUUUCCAAAAAUUUGGAUUUUAACCUAGAGGAGGGAUCUCCGGGGAAAAAUGACUUAAAGAUUAUUAUCUGACCGGGGUUGGUCGUCCUACGUUCGAGGGAAUUAAUUAGAAUUGGUCUUCUUGGUUUCAAGGAUAUGGAUAGCCUUAUCUGCGGACGAAAACUGCACCGGACGUGGUCACAAUGCCAGGAUCACCAAUACAAGGUUUCAGAAUCGAUGUUGGACCAUUCUGCUGUAUACAACUGAUUAAAAAAAGUGUUUCUUCGUUGAAGGUUUUUUUUUUUAAACUUAGAAAAUGAGGCUACUACACCACUUCGCACAGAGGACACGUACUUCAUUUUCCACAAUAGUAAUCCUCAUCUCGUCGAAACCCAAACAAAAUUUGUUCAACCACGAUCUCUCGUCGCAUCGAACAUGCACAUAUACACCAGCGACGAUUCAAAUCGACAUGGAAAUGAGUCUCUCUUGAAACUACACGUGUUCGUUCAAUCGUUACCGCGGGCAUCAGGUACUAAACCAAAGAAGCUUAUUUCUCUUCCAUAAACCAAAGAGACUUAAUAUAGUGAGUGGCGAAAAAAAAAAAAAAAUGUGUUCGUAUAGUCAACGAUGACCAAAAAAAAAUCCGUGCCAAAAAUCAAUUUCUAUUAUUCGUACCAAAGAAUUUUGAAAAAAGAAAAAAGAAAUUAAGUACUCAAAGUACCUGACAUUGGAACAUUUAUUGUUUUUUGCAAUAAAACAAAAAAAAAAGAGUGACUAAUAAUGAAGAAAGGGAUGUGAUUGGCAUUUUUUUAAAGAGUGGGGGAAAAUUGUUUUGUUUUUUUGUUUUUAUUAUCCGUGAAUAUCGGGCAUAAAAGCCCGGUGUGUGAUGGUCUCGGGGUGGUGCCCGUGCGUGCCUUUAGGGCGCCGGGAGUCGCCGCCCCCGCAACAAAAUACUAAUCGGAAUAAUAGUUCAUCUCGACGUGGACCUUUUACCAUCAGCGCCGCUACAGAUCGGGCAGAAAUGGUCCAGAUGUUCUACUACGAGAAUCGUGGCAAAUGCUGCAAAAAACUUCUACGAUACAACGGAUAUCCCAACAAGGUACUUCUAUUUCCAGAAGAAGGUUGGGCGAGAAGUGCAAGUAGUUCCUAUUGGACAUUGACGCCAUUUUGGUGGAGUCGAAGUCGAUGCAAAGUAGUCGAAGUGGCAGGUACAAGAAGGUACAGCACGCAAGCAAAAAUGGUCGAUACAGGAACUGGAACGUUGUAUAUUAUUGGAUCUUUUAAACGAAUGACAACUGAUCCUGAUUUUAAGUUGUACCUGACAUCGAAUGUGUCAUCGAGUGACUUUAAUAUGGGAUACAGUAUGACGGGGACAUUGGAACGUGGUUGUAAAAAGACGAAUUCUUUUCAAAUGACACAUUUUGCAGUGAUUCGAAGACGUGAUUAUGAGAAGGCCUACGAGGAUCCAAAUCCCACCUAGUGCCCGUCCACACCCACACUAUCCGAAUGUGGGAAUUACGAACACUACACGUAGGGUGCCUCUUUUCUAUUUCUACUUUUUUUUAAUACUCACACAGACCCUUAAUAUUAAAUACCUUGAAAAUUCAACUAUCAAUUGUUUUUUAUUUAAUUUAUUUAUAAAUUUUUAAUCAUUUUUUAAAAAUAAUUUUUCAUUUAAAAUUUAUUUCUUUAUUCUACUAAAAAGCUUAUUGAAACUUGAAAGUCUAUAAGCUGAGAUUAAGAAUUUUUUUUUUUAAAUAAAUUAGAUUUAAGAUAAUCAUGUUAAAAAUUUAUUAAGUUCUAAUUUUUUUUUCUUGAUUUUUUUUUACUUUUGAAAUCUUCUAUAACUGGGAACAUCAAUUUCUUUUUUUUCAUACAAGAGAGGUAGAAAAAAAAGAAGAAAGAGAGAUUAUUUUCAAGCUUCAAAAGUCCUAAUUGAAAUGAAUCUGUGAAAGGGUCAAAUGAGAAACGAGAAUUGAAUCAUAGGAGAAAAGUUUUGUAAUUGAGACCUCAGAAACUCUUGCUUCAAUCUGUCAGUGAAUGGAAUUCAUUAAAGUCAGGGAUGUACGAAAACUUGUCCCCGCAAAAAAAAAGAAAAACUUGCUCAAGGAAUAUUAUAUUUUUAAUCAAUUUUACCACUUUUAAUUUACCCUAAAAAAAAAUAUUUUUUCAUCUCAUUCACAUUCUUGACACAUCAGAAACGAGUAUUUUUAUUUAAUAAUUUAUUAAAUUUAUUAUUAACAACCAACCCCACUAGUAAUUAAUUAAAAAUAUUAAUGAGUAAUUAAUUAUUAACCUAUAAUUAGUGAGUAAUUAGUUAUUAAAUAUUAACGUUAAUUAGUAAUAAAUUAGUUAUUAUUAAUAACUAAUUAAUUAUUAAUUGGUAGUAAAUUAAAUAGUAACUAAUUAUUAACUAAUUACAAAUUAUUUAGUAACUCAAUUAUAAAGUACUCGAUAAAUCGAAUCAGUAUUAAAUAAACUGUUUUUUAUGUUUGUAAAACAUUUUUAAAGAGACAAUUUAAAAAAAAAAUUCAGCAAAAAUAAAAAAAUAAUUUUCAAACUUUAGAUAUUAAUUUUGUAAAAAGUAAAUUUUAGUAAAAUAACAAAUUUUUACUAGUCAAAUAAUAAUAAUAAACAUACAAGUUACACCAAAUUACAAACAAAAAAAUCGAGUAAUUACCAUUAAAUUCAUUAAAAUAAUUAAUUGUUUUAAGAAACAAUUAAUAUAUUUAAUGAAGAAAAAUUAUUAAUAAGGAAACGACUAUUAUUAUUUUUUUUUAUCUUUAAGAAAAAAAAAUGUGAAAGACUUGUCUCUCUGUAUUUAGACUGAAUUGACGAGGCACCUUACGAAAGAGCGAUACGUCCAUGGUAGUUUUUAAAUUAUAUGAAUUAAUUAGAUCGUAAUUUUGCGAUAAUUAUUAUAUAAGAAAAUUGAGAAGAAUAUAUAUAAAAUAAUCGACUUGUAAACGCUGAUAAUGACAAAAACGAUACCUAAGCGAUGAUGUAUAAUAAAUCUUAUACAAAAAGUGAUCCGAGUCUUUACCAAAGUACUAGUUUUUAAGUAUUUAAAAAAAAAUUUCCUCCGUAAUUAUUCGUGUACGUCGUUUCCUAACAAAAAAAAAAGUCUCAUGGUACGUGUGAUAAAGCUAAAAAAUCUCCUUUUUCCCCAAAAAAAAAGCAAAAAGGAGUGUAUAAAAAAAAAGUAUUAUUCUCUCGAGAAUUUUUUUUCUACAUUCCGAGAAGAAUAUCGAAAUCUUUCAAAAUUUUCAUUCAUCUCAUAAAAAUUACAAUCUUAUUAUAUGAAAAAAUAUUUUUCAAAAAUCUUUCAAACCUUCAUUUUGACGAAAAAAAAAGUACAUAAAUUAAUUUCGUUUCUUUUUUAAUGAUCAGAGAAAAAAUAUUUAAAUUUUAGAGGAAAAAAAAAAAAGAAAUUGAAAGAAAAAGUGAAAGACUUCGAUAAACGAUUUUGCAUGCUCAUCAUGUCAAUGUACGAGAUAUUUAAAUUAUAUGAAAUAUUAAAAUUAUAUUAUAAAAAAAAAAAAUAUGCGUUACUGUGAAACCUCUUGAUCGGGAUCAUCUCGUUAACAAUAGGGCAAUGUUACACGAUAUUUAUUUUUGCUAAAACGUAGUAGAAACUUAAAUUAUCGUGUCAAGAGUUUGUGAGAGUGAGAGAAAAGAGAGAGAGAGGUUGUGUGCUCAAUUGUAAUUAAUUGCUUGAAAAAAUAAUUAUUUUUUAUCUUAAGUAUAGAUCAUUACAAUUUCUAUUUACUUAAAGAAAAAAUUUCCAAUAAAUCCAAAAAAAAAUUUUUAUUUUUAAAUUUUCUUUUUUGAAAAAAAAAUUUGUUUCAUAUGGAAAAAAAUAUUGUAAUAUAAGGCUUAAUUUCAGUGCAAUACUCAUUAAAUUUGUAUAAUUAAGUUUCUAAAAUUAAGAUAUGUAAAUAUACGUUCAUAUUAUGAAUUUUUUUUUUUAAUUUAUUUUUUGAUAUAUUGCAAUCAGCUUUUUGCUCAAUGAGAAUAAAAAAAAAAGAGUGGAAGUUCAAAUAAAAAGUAUUUUUUUUCGCCUAAUUCGUGUGUAAAAAAAAUUAUCUCCUUUUUUUACCGCGCGUAAAUAAUUCUGUGGCCAUCUAUAGGUAAGGAAUUUUUCUCAAUGUUUUAAACGCAUUUAUGUAAAUAUAUAAAAAUAAGCGAAAUAUAUAAAAUAGAUUCAAUUUUAUAACCAUAUAUAAAUAUAAAUGUAUAAUGUAGAAUCAAUUAAAAGGUUCAACAAUUUUUAAAGUGGCGUGGAAAAAUGACAGGGUUAUAGACAAUUUCCCUCAAUUCGAGAAUCUCGAAUUUUUCACACAUAAAAAAAAAUCUCUCGAUUCUCGGAUUUCUUUCUUUCGUUUUUUUUUUAGAUGUUAAAAGUCGCAAAAAAAAAUUCUACAAAUCUUUCGAAAAAAAAAAAUUCUCAAUGUCUAGUGUAGUGUAGAUUUUUCGCUUUUCUGAAAAAAAAAGAAAACUUUUUUCCUAGUUCAAAAUUAAUUUUUUUUUGCUUUUUUGCGAUAAUAGUUUGUUUUUGUUUUCGAAACUAAUUUUUCCGUUUUAACAAUCUAGAAAAAGGGUGUGAAUUUUUUUGUCUUUUAAAAUUUGGGUUUUUGUUUUAAAUUUUCCAAAAUUGUAUUUUUUUUUUAUUAUAGCGUAAAGUACAAAUAGUGAAGAUAGUCUUUUUUUCAUUUACGAGGAUCUCAAAAAAGUGAAGGGACAUAAAAAUAAUGGGGCACCAUUGAAUCGUUAACAUUCCUGGUCGUAGAGAGAAGAAUGUGAUCUUUUUUUUUUUUUUUUAAGAGAACACAGAAUUAUAGUUGUCCCGUAAAUACUUUGGUGUCUUUCUUUUUCUUUUUUUAUUACGUCCCGUAGGGUAAAAAUCGUUAAACUUUUAUUAAAUAAGUUCGUUUGCAAUCCAGGCAGUUUAUAUAGAAUAUAGUUAUUAAUUAUUAAUAAUAAAUAAUAAUUAAUAAUAAUGAAAAUAAUUUAUAAUUUUAAUAAUAUACAAUAAUUAUUAUUGUUAAAUUAUUAAUAAUUGCAAUUUAUUAUUAUUAUUUUUUAUUUUUAUUAUUAUUAUUAUUAUUAUUAUUAAUAUUAUUAUAAUUAUUUAUAAUUAGAUAUAUUUAACGCUACCAAGCUCGCGAUUUAUAUUUAUUGCUAAUAAUACGUCCUUUGAAUAAUUUAAACUAUGCAUUUAUAUAAAAAAAAAAAAUGUGUCACGCGAGGCAAAUUAACGAAACGCUAUACAAAUAAAGUAGUCACGAUUUUUCCCAAAUUAUUAUAUUUAUAUCGAACCACUAAUUAGUCACGCUUAACUUCUUUAUUAUUUUAGUUUCCCGUCCAUUUUAUCUUUAUAAUUAAUUGUCAUUUUCAAUUAUAUUUUAUAUUCUCUCUCGAUAAAAAUAAACCGUUUACAAAUAAAUAUAACAAAAGAAAACUAUAAUAUUGUCAAAAAUAAUUAAUAACAAUUUCUAUAAAUAUUUCAAUAAUUAAUUAGCAAAAUUAUUAAUUAAUUUUAUUACUGAACAUAUUUAUUAAUAAUUUUAUUUAUUAUAUUUUUAUUUUAUUAAUAAUUAAUUUUAUUAAGAAAUAAAAUAAUGAUUAAAAGGACCGGAUCUUAAAACGAUAUCAAAAUAUUCAAUCAAAAAUUUCGAUAAAUAUGAAUUAGUUUGCAAAAUAUUUUUAAUAAAAUUAUUAAUAAUUUGCAGAAUUUUUUUUUUUUUGGUAAAUUUUAAUCUCGUGUCUAAAAAUAUAUAGACUAAUUGAUGUGAAUUUAAUCGUGAAAAAAAAUUACAAAUUUUUCUCGAUAGUUGCUUGAUUCUGGUAGUAAACUAAUAAUAAUAAUAAAUAAAUAAAUAAAUAAAUACAAUUUAAAAAAAAAACAGUAGAAAAAAUCGCGUCCACAAUUUUUGGAGUAGUUUUAUUAGCCUCCUAGGAUGAUUUAAGUGAAAUAACGUCCGAUAUCACGGUCCCUCCUAACUAAUUAGCCGUAGCUUAGACCCAAAGAUGCACGCUCUCUUCAAAUUUAAAAAUAAAAAAAAAUAAAAAUAAAUAAAAAUUACAAUCUAUGUCAGCUGCACGCGGGUCUCUAGUCUUUUUCACUAUUUCUCAUUUCUCAUCAUCCCAAGUCAAUCAUUUUUUUUUUCUUUUACAAAUUUUAUUUAUUUAUAAACAAUAAAAUUGCCAUUAAAUUAUUAUUCAUAUGUUAAUUUAAUUAUUUCAUUUUUUUUCAAUUUUAAAAGAAAUUUCUUUUAGCAAAAAAAAAUUUUUUAGUAAGAAAAAAUUAAUUAAAUUUUAUAAAAAUUUUUGAAUUUUUCAAAAAAUUUUCAUCAUAUAUUGACAAAGAUGAUUAAGAAAUGAGUGAAUUCAGUCCUUGAAAUACGUAGAAAAUAGAUCGUACAGUAGAAUCUAGAGCUGUAAAAGUCGAUGUUGUCUCUCAAAAUAUUGUGCAUUUAUAACUGAGCAAUAAUAAAAAAUUUUGUGAUUUUUUUUUUUUUUUGAUUUUUUACUCGAAGUGCAUAAAAAUCAUCGGUCGAUUCUUUGUCAUCACACACUCUCUUAGUACGAAACUUUAUUUUUUGUAAAGGGCAAAGAUUAUCGACAUGUGAUUUCAAUGCUUACUCGUAAUCAAAUUUACAAUCGCUCGUAACAAUAUAUUUAUUAAUAUUAUAAUAAUAAUUGGAUCGCGAUAGUCGUUUAAUCGGAAAUAAAAAAAAAAAACAAAAAUUAAUUAAUAUUAAAAUAAAUUAUUUUUUUGCAAUUAUUAUGUAUAAUUAUAUAAUUUUGAUACAAUUAUAAUUUUCUAAUUAGCAAUAAAUAAUUAAUUUUAUUUAUCAUUAAUAAAUUAAAUUUAUCAAAAUUUAUUUGUAAUUUUUUUCUAUUUUUCUCUUUUUUUAAAAUAAUAAGAAUGAAAAAUUCAAUUUAAAAAAUAUCAAUGGAAUUUCAAAUUUCUUUAAAAAUAUAAAACGACUAUAAAAAUUUUUUUUUUUAAAUUCAAUCUAGUGGAUGUGCGUAGUCGAUUAGCGAAUAGUAAAAAAAGUGAGUUUUAUGAUUACUAAUAAACGUUAUAAUUACACUGGUCUUAAAAAAUACGAACAAGACAUUCGUAUUCAAAGCUACGGCUGUGAUCCUUAUUAUUAAACGUAAAGCAGUUCACACUACAUUCGACACUAAUUAUAAUACAUAGUUAAUAGGCAUAUAUAGCUAUAUUAUAUUAUUAUAAUAAAUAUAUAAAUAUAUAUAUAUAUAUAUAUAUUAUACAAAUGAUAUAAAUAUUUUCAAAAUCGUUACGUUAAAAAUUUCUCAUUCCAAUCUUCGUUUCAUGUUUUUCGAUAUUUUAUAUUAUAUUUUUAAUAAAUUUUUCGUAAUCAAAAAAUUGAGAAUUAAUUAUUUAGUGUUAUAUCACAUGUAUCAUUAAUUAAUGUUAACUAUUAUGAUUCAAGUUUUAUUUUUAAAAUUGUAUAUCGUUUUAAUAAAAAAAAACUUCUUUUUGUAAUAAAAAAUUAAUUAUAAAAAUUAUAUUGAUAUUAAAAAAUAUUGUUUAGUGGUAAAAAAAAAAUAAUUCAUCGACGUAAUUAAUAGUAAAUUGAUGUAAGUACUUUUAAAAAUUAUACUUUUUAACAAUUAUAUAUAAGAACAAUUGGUGAAAAUCAUUGUCAUUAUGUAAAAAGUAUACAUUUAUUAUAUAAUAUUUAAAAAAAAAAGCGACAGUUUUUGUGAAUAAAAAAAGAAUCAAACGGCAAUUUUUUCGAACAAUCUUAAUCAAAAUUGUAAAUAGUUGAUAAGAUAUGUACUGAUUUAAUUUAUAUUAUAUAGACAAUAGGUAAAGCUUUUCAAAACUUCGAGAAGGAUUUGAUAAAAACAUUUCUUUCAUAUUUAUAUAAAUAAUAAACAAAAAAAAAACCUUUUCCCUUUUUUUACAAUAAAAUACAAUAAAUUUUUUUCGAUAAAAUUUUUCCAUUUUUGAUAAAUAAUAAUUCUGUUCGAUAAAUGACUCAACUUUUUUUUUUACAAGUGUCUACAUUUUUCAUAGAUCUUCCAUUUUUUUAAAAAAGAAAUCGAAAAUAUUGUCAAUUUCUAUAAUUAAUACUAAUUUCUUGUUUCUAAUAACAAAUUUUAUAUAUUAAUCAAUUAAAAUUAUACAAAAAACUGAAUUUUUUUUUUAUUUUAAAUAAAAAUUUUUAGUUUUUCAUUUUAAUAUUUAAAUUUCUUUCUCGAAAGAUUGGAAAAGCACAAACACACAUUAAAAAAGAAAUUGAUAAUCACUGGAGUCAAAAUGAGUGAAUUGAGUGUGGAUCAAUAUAUAUAAAUAUAUAUAUAUAUUAUAUUAAUAUGGGAUCAAACUCGGUUAUUUUCUGUUUUAAAUAGAGAUUCAAACACCAAAGAAUGUCAUAAAAGAAAUUUAAAAAAAGCAGAAAAUAUCAGAGACUGAAUCUUUAAAAAUGAUGAAAGUGCGAAUAAUAAUAAAAAAAAAAAUACCAAAAAAAAAAAAAGAAAAAAUGAUGAGAGUUGUGGAAGAGACAUCGAUGUAUUUUCACAGUCCUGUCUACAGUCAAUUCGUUUUGUAAACUAUACUUAAUCUAUGUAUCCACUGUCAAAUUUUUGCCAAAUAAAUGUUACAUUUACGCAGGCGA